AUGUCCGGCAAGAGAAAAUCAUCCGGCGCAGUCUCUGCGUCCUAUCCGUACCCGAAACGCGCCCGACCCUCUUAUGCACACGACGACCAAGAAGACGACGAUCCCCAGCGCUCAGUGACCCCGUAUGAACGGCCGCGCAACCAUCCGGUAUUCGGUCAGAAAAGCGCCUUUCCGGGCCUCGACACAGGUGAAGGAGAUGAGCUCUUCUAUGGUCCAGCAGAGGAUGGGUUGGAGUAUCUUAGGAUGGUCCGGUCUGAGGCUAACACUCUGCCCACGCUUUUCACCGCACCUACUAUCGAAACAGGAGAGGGCAUUGAAGAAACAAAGGAGGUACCGGUAGAGGUUCAGGCGGAAGAAGAGAAACAAACAAUCCCCGCACAGCGUAUCCGUGAGGGAGUCUACUCAGAUGGGGUUUAUCUUAGUCUUACGAAAACCGAACCUGCGCCGGUGCACGCGUACUCCGACGCGCAGGCCUGCUACUACAACCUUCUCCAUCAUCGAUUCCUUCUUCUCCGAUCGAUUCUGAAAUGCACGCCGCCUUCGGAGGCGAUCGUCGCUCUCGACGAUUCCCAUCCGAUCAGUCUUCCGCGGCGGUCGAAAACCGCGCAACGGGAGUGGCGACGUUUGUUGCUCCAGGUGGAUCCUCAGACUGUGCAGCUGGCCUGCAUGGAUAUGGAUAGUGUUCUGGGAGUGUUGGGGAUUAUGGCACGGCUGAUGUCUGAGAAUGUGCGGAGCGGGAACACCGUCUUGGUCCGGCGCAUUGGAGCCUGGGCUUGGGGGCUUCUAGGCAAGUGUCGGGAUGUUGGCCAGCUGGGGACAGAGGAGGUUGGGGAUAUCCGGGAACUUGGGAAACGGGCUGUGAAGAUUCUAUCGAAGAUGAGAGAAGAGGAGAAGGAGGGACAGGCGGAGGAGGAGGAAGAGGACGCCGAAGAAGAGGAAGACGGAUACGAAUCUGACGUGGAGAAGAAUAUCGAUGGGCAAAUGCAGAAGGACGAGAAACAAGAGGAAGCUAUAAUAGUCGGCGAUACUGAUCCUACCGCCGCUGUCGAUCCUGACCAGCCCGACGCGGAGAAAGCCCCCCCGGGCGACGAGGAGCUUGAGCGUGCCAAAGUACAGCUUCGAGCCCAGAUUUGGGGCACUGAGAAUGGAUCCGCCGCCCAAGAAGCAGAAGAAGGGGAUCAGUCUCCCGUCGACGAUGAGGACAGUGGGCUCGAUGUGAGCACGCAAAUCCGUGCGAUGCUCGACAUGAUCAUUACUGUUGUUGGAGAGCACUAUGGCCAGCGGGAUUUGUUGGAAGCGCGCGAAACCUGGACUUAUAAUUCUCACAGUCCACUGACUGAUAGAACCAUGGCCCCUCCGCUAGAAAUCGCCCUCCCAACCACCAGCAUCUCGCCUACCUCCCCGGCCUACACUCUAUACAACAUCACGCUCCGCCUCCCCCUUCGCUCCUUUGCAAUCUCUAAACGCUACUCCGACUUUACCACCUUUCACACAACCCUUAUCGCCCAGACCAAUGCCGCGCCGCCCCUUCCUCUUCCCGCGAAAUCCUGGUUCUCCAACACCGUUUCGAACGCCACUCUCCGUGAAUCCCGGCGCGAGGGACUCGAAGCCUACCUCCGCGCGAUCAACGAAGACGAGGACUCCAGAUGGCGCAGCUCACCCGCCUGGCGCGCGUUUCUUAACCUCCCCAGCCUAGGAAACGGCAACGGUGCUGACACAACGGGCCACACGGCCUCUACCCGGCUGCAUGCCGCCGCCACAGAACCAGGCAGGGGCGGCGGCGGCGGCGGCGGCGGGGCAUCGAUUACAGACCCGACACUCUGGCUGGAUUGCUACCGCGACAUGAAGUCCCACCUCCAUGAUGCGCGGUUACAUCUCACACGACGAGACCAGGAGACCACGCCGCAGAAGCAACAUGAGAGCUCCGCCCGAGCGAAGAGCAGUCUUGUGCGUGCGGGGACGCUGCUCACGGCCCUGGAAGACGGACUCAGGAACCUAGCGGAGCCGAACGGGGCGGGUUCCGGCGAGGGGACUGGCAAGGCUGUUCGGCGCGGAGGCAGUUCGACUUCGCUGGGGGAGGGGGAGCUGCGUCGACGGAAGGAUCUGCUCAUCAAUUCCCGAAAGGAGAAGGAUGGCCUGGAAGAUUUGCUGAAUGCCAUGGCGGCGAGAAGUCGCAUCGACAACGCAGUGGCGUCGAUCCAGGACAAGGAAGCCCUGGUCGGCGCUGCCGCGGGGAGGAAGCCAGCAAGGUCUGGGAGAGUGCUUGGUCGGGAGACGGAGCGGACGCGCGAGCUGGAUAACCAGGGCGUGGUGCAGUUGCAGAAGGACAUGAUGCAGGAGCAAGACCAGAGCCUUCAGGACUUGAUGAAGGUGGUCCAGCGCCAGAAGGAGCUGGGGAUUGCGAUCAAUGCGGAGUUGGAAAUCCAGAAUGAGAUGCUGAGAAUGGCGGACGAAGACGUGACCAGGUUGGAGCAGAAGGUCGAUGUUGGGAGGAAGAGACUGGGAAAGAUUUCCUAA
Messenger RNA from Aspergillus ochraceoroseus IBT 24754, 2517 nucleotides. RefSeq lists its product as uncharacterized. Gene Ontology annotation, cellular component: nucleus; SMN complex. The record is from RefSeq and is a predicted model, not a curated record. The transcript has 5 exons. Gene Ontology annotation, biological process: spliceosomal snRNP assembly. Gene Ontology annotation, molecular function: phosphatidylinositol binding. The coding region runs from base 1 to 2517 and encodes 838 amino acids. NCBI's taxonomy places the organism in Eukaryota, Fungi, Ascomycota, Eurotiomycetes, Eurotiales, Aspergillaceae.